AUGAAACCCGAACCUCAAACACUCGCACAGUUUAAACUCUGUCGAGAAGACAACAGUGGUGGUGUGAAGAUAGGCAGGGCCGCCGCCCUCUGGAGAGCACUUGAACUGGAAUACCAAUCUCACUGGGCCGACCUACAGGCCCAGUACUUCGUCAAAAUAUCCCACAUCAAUGUUGACCAGUACGAGCGUCAUAUAUCCAAGUAUGCAAAAGCCUGGCGCCGGCUUGUCAAUGAGAUCGACCUUCACGGUUGGUCUCUACCCGACCCCUUCCUUGUACAACGAUUUAUCAAUGGUCUCAAGACCUACGCUCAAUCCUAUGUCCAACAGUACUUAAAAACCCUACACCAGGGCCGCCCAAGGACGGAAGUCCCUGUUAUCAAUCUCAAUGAGCUGAUCGAUGAUCUGAUCCGCUACAAAAACAACGUUCUCAUCCAACAGGUCUCUUAUCAUGAUUAUUGUUGA
Messenger RNA from Paracoccidioides brasiliensis Pb18, 462 nucleotides. RefSeq lists its product as uncharacterized. The record is from RefSeq and is a predicted model, not a curated record. The transcript has 2 exons. Bases 1 to 462 code for a protein of 153 amino acids.